Molecule: messenger RNA, 2310 nt
Organism: Coffea arabica (coffee)
Lineage: Eukaryota; Viridiplantae; Streptophyta; Magnoliopsida; Gentianales; Rubiaceae
Source: RefSeq, a predicted model, not a curated record
UUGUGGAUAUUUAGCCUUUUAUUCUUUUGAUGCCUGCCUUUGACAUGAUCUCCAGAAAUUUGUUGUUCCACUUCCAUUAUUACAUGCUUUGUUUGCUUAUUAGCUUCCAUACCAAAUUCACUAGCCCCGUUAAUUUUCUUGCGCCUUACUGUGAAAAUACUACAUACAACCCUAACAGUCCUACCGGCAGCAUUUACAGAACCAAUCUAAAUUUCGUGCUUGACACUCUAUCUUCAACUGCAUCUCGGACAGACACCAAUGGCUUCUAUAAUUUCAGUACUGGCAAUGACCCUUCAAACAAGGUCUAUGGCCUCUUUCUCUGUCGAGGCGAUCUCAGCGCUGAUGUUUGCAAAGAAUGCGUAGCAAGUGCCAGCACAAGAGUAUUUCAAGAGUGCCCGAAUCGGACGGCUGCUAUUGUUUGGUAUGACGAGUGCUUGUUACGUUUUUCUGACCAGACAAUCUUCUCCAAGGUUGAUUUCGGAGUGAGAUUGGCUAUGUACAACGUACAAAAUGUCUCUGGAUCGGACUCGUACAGCUUCGUACUGUUAUUGGGAAAUUUGUUGUAUAACACUGCGGAUCAGGCUGCAAAUCAUAUUGGGAAAAAGUUUGCUGUUCAACAAGCAAACUUUUCCGCUUUUCAUACGUUGUAUACCCUUGCACAGUGCACACCAGAUAUAUCUGGUGAUGACUGCAAAGGGUGCCUUAAAAAUGCUAUAGCAUUGCUGCCCAGGUGUUGUGCUACCAGAGUGGGAGGUAGAGUAAUCUUUCCAAGCUGUAAUAUUAGGUAUGAGCUCUACCGCUUCUACAAUACUGCAUCCCCUGCACCACCGCCUAUGACAAACUUACAUUCCUUCACCGGUGCUCCUCCUCCUAAUAUGAACCUCCCUAUUCCGCCCAAGACGGGUACGGGGCCCUCCAGGCCCACUCGAUGGGGCAGAAUCGGAGUUUCGACAGUUUUUCCAAUUGCUGUCCCAUUAAUUGGGGUUGCUGUUGUGCUAUUUAUCAUGGCUUUUGUUUUCCUGAAAAGAAGAUUGCGGAAGAGUUAUGUUGCUAUGGCACUGGAAACAAAUGGUGUUGCGGAUAUCUUCACUGCCGAAUCUUUACAGUAUAGCUUAACUGAAAUUCAAAUUGCCACAAAUAACUUCUCUGUGGAUAACAAAAUUGGCGAAGGUGGAUUUGGUCGUGUAUACAAGGGUGUACUUGGUAAUGGGCAAGAAAUAGCUGUUAAAAGGCUGUCAAGGAGCUCAGGGCAAGGCGCAGAAGAAUUUAAAAAUGAAAUUGUAGUAGUUGCAAAGCUUCAACACAGAAAUCUAGUUCAGCUAUUGGGAUUUUGCCUGGAAGGAGAAGAAAAGAUACUCAUCUAUGAAUUUGUUCCUAACAAAAGCCUUGACUACUUUCUCUUCGAUCCAGAAAAUAAACGAUCAUUGAACUGGUCAAGGCGUUACAAUAUCAUUGGAGGUAUAGCAAAAGGACUUCUUUAUCUGCAUGAGGAUUCUCGUCUAAGAAUUGUUCAUCGCGAUCUCAAAGCAAGCAAUAUAUUAUUGGAUGGAAAUAUGAGCCCAAAGAUCGCAGAUUUUGGCAUGGCAAAGAUUUGUGGAGUUGAUCAAUCUGAAGGAAACACAAAUAGAAUUGCUGGGACAUUCGGUUACAUGGCUCCUGAAUAUAUGAGACGGGGCCAGUUUUCGAUAAAGUCAGAUGUAUUCAGUUUUGGGGUUGUUAUUUUAGAAAUUGUUACAGGCAAGAAGAAUAGUAGUUUCCAAAAAUCUGAAGAUUCUGAAGACCUCGUAAGCUAUGUUUGGAAGCAUUGGAGACGUGGCGAACCUUUAGCUCUUCUGGAUUCAAGUAUUGGAGAUUCUUUUGCCAAAAAUGAAGUCAUUCAAUGUGUCCAAUUAGGCUUACUAUGUGUUGAAGAAUAUGUCAGUAAAAGGCCUACAAUGGUUUCCGUGGUCAAUAUGCUCAAUAGUAGCUCUAUUACCCUACCAACUCCACAUCGUCCAGCAGUUUUCCGGAGCCAUGGAUCGGAAAGCAUUGUGGAAGAGCUGGAAGUUGAGCAAUCUAAUACCGAAAGAAUUUCAAUUCCAAGCUCUGUAAAUGAGGCAUCAAUUACUGAACCAUACCCCAGAUAGGGGAAGAAAUAGGCCAAUUCUGGUUGGGAAUAUUGAGUGCAUCAUCAGCACCACAUUGUAGUGUUUGUUGCAUGACUCGUUUACCAGGAAGGUAUCUUUCUCCACUAGUGUUGUAAAUUAGCUUCUUCACACUUGAGGAUUUAAGGAAGUGCUUGAAAGAAAAAUGCAAGUUGUUGUUGCACUA